Messenger RNA from Micropterus salmoides (largemouth bass), 3887 nucleotides. It is a transcript of the gene slc25a34, whose product is annotated as solute carrier family 25 member 34. Bases 808 to 1863 code for a protein of 351 amino acids. Lineage: Eukaryota; Metazoa; Chordata; Actinopteri; Centrarchiformes; Centrarchidae. The record is from RefSeq and is a predicted model, not a curated record. The transcript has 5 exons.
UUACAAUGAUGAGGAAGAAUGGAGCUGCACAGGAUCAUUAAACACUGAGUGUUAUUUGAAUGAAGUGACCAAAUUCAAGAGAUAUUUUCUGACUUUUCAAAAGGCACGUGAGAGGAGUUUUCUAUUUGAGUGUGUUUGACCACUGUGCUUGUUUUGUGCUUGUAUGUUGGAUUGAAUGAAAUUGACUGGAGUGGUAUGUGUGUUCAUGUCAGGUGAUCUUGUGUGUUUGUGCGUGCGCUUGUCUGCUCUUUAAGAUGCAUGCUUUGAUGUUUGAUUUAGUGUUAAAUGAAGCUGUUCUCUAUCUGUGCUUGCAGGUGUAGUGUUUAAAUUUCACACAUGCUGCCAGUUUAGAGAGUUAAACUGGGAAAUAUUAUCUGACAGGCUUUUUAAAUGUCUCUCUCAUGUGAGGAGCUAAAACCUGAACAUUUCCUUUCCAGCAGGAUUCCUCUCUGAAGUCUUUCUUCUGACGCACUCUCUGUCCUGAUACGUAGGGCUCAGCCUCUGUAACCACACCUGAACCUUACAGUUUAAAAAUACUUCAACAUGAAUGAAUUCUCUUGCAGAUGGUGACUCUUUUGAACAGACUGACAGUCGAGAGUCACUACACUACAAAGUCACUACUGAAAGGGCUUGUUGACCCACAGUGUCACAGGAGAAACAUGUGUUAUCACAAAAGCUGAUAGCAUUUGACUUCACUGUUCUGUACCAAGUACAACACACUCUUCCUGUUCCCUGAACAAGCUGAGACAAGGGGGACAAGUCAUCAGGUGAGCUGUCAGGACAAACUGUGAAGCUCACUUCUCAGGGAUGACCAGUGCUCGGCUGCUGAAAACUUCACCAGAAGAGUCUUUGUUUGGCGCCCAGCCUGCCCUCAGGAUGGCAUCCACUCUGUCCGCUGUACCCCAUGGUGGCGUCCUCGGCCCCUCGUCACCCACUCCAGCUGUCUGGCCUCCUCUGGACUUCGCCCUUGGUGCUCUUGCCUGCUGUGCCGCCUGUGUGUUCACCAAUCCACUGGAGGUUGUGAAGACCCGUCUGCAGCUUCAGGGAGAGCUGCGUGCACGGGGAUCCUACCAGAGACACUACCACGGCGUCCUGCAGGCCCUCUGGGUGGUGGGCCGCACUGAUGGGCUCCGGGGCCUGCAGAAGGGGCUCUCAGCCGGGCUGAUAUACCAGGGAGUGAUGAACGGUGUGAGGCUGGGCUCCUACUCCUACUGUGACGCUCUGGGUAUCACCAAGUUCCACGGCGGGAGUCUGCUGGCAGGGGCAGGGGCUGGGGCGCUGGGUGCAUUUAUUGCCUCUCCUGCCUACCUGGUGAAGACCCAUCUGCAGGCUCAAACAGUGGAAGCCAUAGCAGUAGGCCACCAGCAUAACCAUCUGGGAGUCUCUGAUGCCUUUGCUACCAUCUAUAGAAGAGAAGGUUUCAUUGGCCUUUGGAGGGGUGUGAACGGGGCUGUGCCUCGAGUCAUGGUGGGAUCAGCUGCUCAACUGUCAACCUUCACCUCAGCCAAAGACUGGGUGUCACAUUCCCAGUGGUUUAUUCCACAGUUCAGUAACAGCUGGCUCACGGCUUUGAUAGCUGCCAUGAUAAGUGGAGUCGCUGUGGCAAUCACCAUGACACCAUUUGACGUCAUUAGUACACGUCUGUACAACCAGCCGGUGGAUGAGUUUCAUAGGGGGCGUCUGUAUCAUGGAUUUUCAGAUUGUAUGCUGAAGGUGUGCCAAGCUGAGGGCGUGCUGGGGUUAUACAAAGGCAUGGGCCCUGUUUUCCUGCGUUUGGCCCCACACACAGUGCUCAGUAUGCUGUUCUGGGAUUUGAUGAGGCAACAGACCGUGAAGGACAACCAGAGGCAGGGAAGGAGCUAAAAUAUCCAACACCUACGUGUCACUGACUGGUCUCAGUUACAGCUAUCGAAGAAGUGGUCCAUCAGUUAAUUGAAUACUGAAUUUAAAAGCAAAUGUUCAACAUUUUAGUAAAGUUAUGUAAAUGUUCAAGUAUUUGAAUGGUCAUCCAUCUUCCUUGCAUCAGACAGAGCAAGUCUCACUUAAAGGAAGAGUUUGACAUUUUGGGGAAUCUGCUCAUUCAGUUACAUGAUAAGAUUGAUACCCCUCUCGUGUCUGUGUCGUAAAAAUGACGUUACCACCAUCUGCUGGUUAGCUUAGCUUAAGCCCCAUCCACACUACUGCGUUUUCGUUUUAAAAUGGAGACCUUUUGCUGCAUUUGCACCUCCCGUCCAGACUAAAAUGGCGAAAACGAAGACCUGAAAUGGAAAGGUUUUGAAAUGCUGCCGACUCCGUUUUUCGUUUUGAAACUCCGGAAGACGUUUUAGUGGAGACGUGGCAAGGAGGACGGAGGACUUUGACGCAGUCGGUCAUGCUUGGCUCUCUCAUUGGGCCUUAUAAUAAACUGUAUGGGUCAUAUCAGUCAUGCAAAGCAGACACACGGUGCUACUGACAGAGUUUUUGACUUUGUAUUUUUAUUAAAAUAUUCUGUACCACGCGCUUAUCUGCCUACACCUGUACUGUGCAUGUCGCCGUUUACUUUGCAACAACUCCCAGUCUGUUUUAUGCUGCCACAGCCUUUUAAUUCCUGUGUUACAUUCAGUAACAGUCCCAUCUCCUUAUUGGUCCAUGCAAAGAAAAUCUGGUCUGAUUCUUUGUCUGCAUUACUUUAUUCUUUUGUCUGUAACUACAGAAUAGACCAUCUGCUCCAUGAUUACACUGGCACGUACAUGCCCAGUGUAUGUGAACAGCCACUAGAUGUGUGUUUUCAGGGUUUUCAGUCAUUUUAAUGUAGACGGAGAUCAUGUAGAUAGAGGAAAACGCUGGUGUGGACGUAGAAUGUAUUCGUUUUAAUUCUCCGUUUGUAAAAUAAAAUGGAGUAGUGUGGAUGGGGCAUGAUGAUAGAAAAGAAGGGAAGAACGGCUAGCUUGGCUCUCUCCAAAAGUAACAAAACUCACCUACCAGCACCUCUAAAGCUCUCUAAUUAACACAUUAUAUGAGAACAACAAAAAUCAUAGUGUAAACAUGUUCAUUUGAAUCUCCACUGGUUGCCUGGCAACUACUUAGAGACAAGAGUCCUGCACAUAAGCGCUCCACAAAAUGGCAUAUUGUCAUUUUUUAGACUUGUACAGAUUAAAUCAAAUAUAACCUGUUAAUAAGUUUGAACUUUAGAGAUGCUGGUAGGUGGAUUUAGUUACCAUUUGAUAGAGCUACAUUAGCUUUUCCCCUGUUUCCCGUCUUUGUGCUAAGCUAAACUAAGCUAAGCUAAGCUAAUGGCUGCUGGCUGUAGCUCCUAAUUUACCGUAACAACAUGAGUCCACCAGAAAGUGAAUACGCAUAUUUCCCAAACUUUCAAACUGUUCCUUUAAGUAAGACUCGCUCUGUCUGAAGCAAAGAAGAUGGAUGAGCAUUGACACAUGUUGCACAGACUCUGAGCCGAUGAACUAUCAGGUUUCACCUUAAUACCUCAAACAAUGAAUUUACAAGCAAGGUCUUGGGCUUUUACAUGUCGGCUCGCAGCAAAGCUAGAAUGAGAGAAGUGAGACCCAUAUGGCCUGCAAGGCUACCAAUGGAGUGCUGAUGACCUAAAGAUAUUAAAACAAACUCUGUAUUCCAUGGUUGUAGUUUGUGUUAGUGUGGCUGCUGUGAUUUUUCACAAUUUAAUGUAUAUUUCAAGCUGCCUUGUCUGUUAUUUGUAAAGGAAGACAUCUGAUGGGAAUGUUUAUUUACUUACAUAUGAACUACUGGUACAUAAAGCCCAUAAUACCAUUUGAUGUGAAGUUCUUCUUUACAAAAAUGUAAGCUACGGGUACUUCAAGCCUUUGUACAGCAGGUAGUUAUAAUAAUAAUAAUAAUAAUAAAGACAUUUUUGUAUGAAAUGCGUUAAA